UGAACACAUUGUCACAUCAUCAUAGCUUCACCGUCUGUCGCUGUCUUCUCAAAUUAGUAAACUAUGCAUGAUAUGAAUGAAGGAAAAUUCACGAUGCGGAUUAACAAUGUGAGACGAAACAUUCCUACUACAACUACACAGUAGUGCUUGCUAUGGAUGGAGUUUCCUAAACAGAAACAAUAUGCUUGGUUCCCUUUUUUGGAUAAAAGCUUUCGGGCCGUCGCUGCUUGAUCUGUUUUUCAUUUUAUUCAACUGCAUCAGCACUGCAGGUGUAAAGGUUAUUGGUCACGAUACAGCAGUCAUAUAUGGAGAAAACGCCUUUUUGUUCUCUCAGCUGACUGAGUCUAAAGACGAUCUUACUCGUAUCAUAUGGCAAAAAAAGACAAGAGAAGAACGUGUAGAGAAGACCUUCUUUAAUAUUUGGCCCGAUGGCAAAACAGAACAUGUAAAUGGUUUAGGGCACAGGGUAAAAUUCAUUGGGAACACCGCAGAGAAAAAUGGAUCUAUUCAGCUGCAGGAAAUGAGGCUCCUGGAUGAAGGGAUAUACACAUGCAUCUACAUCCUUUAUCCUAGUGGGACAUUUGAGACAAACAUCAAUGUUACAGUUCUUGUCCCUCCUGUAGUUAAUAUAAAAAAGGAGGCACCUGUUGCUGGUAAAUUAGAGGUUACAUUAGCAUCAUGCUUCGCCUCUAAUGCACGACCUGCUGCAGAAGUAUUCUGGAGAUUUGGAGCUCUGAAUAUCUCAGGACUGAGGACUGAAACCAGUCAUACAGUUCACCCAAAUGGAACAGUUACUGUUGUGUCCAUCCUACUUGGUGUACCAGUCAAACAUCUGAAUGAGAGGAAGGUCCAAUGUGUUGUAAAACACAACAGCCUGACAGAGGAAUUUGACUCCACAUUAAACAUCCAUUAUCCCCCAGAAUCAGUGAUGAUAGUUCCUGAUUCCAGUUUAACAGGAGGCAAAGAUUUUCUCUGUAAAGUUGAGGGUAACCCAAUCCCAACCUACAUCUGGACUAGCAAAGAGAAUAAAAGUUCUCCAAAUUAUGAAGACAGCAAACUUCUAGUUCCCAAACUGUCCUCUGACUUUAAUGGCUUGUACAUCUGUAAAGCUUCAAACAAGUAUGGAAGUUCAUCAGGAUCCCUGUAUUUGCAUGUGCAUACUGAAUCCAGCACUUGUUCUGCCUGUUGGGUUCUGUUUGGUGUUGCUCUCUUUAUCACUGCUGUUCUUGGCAUUGUUGUGCACAUAUGGAGAAAGGGGCUCUGGAAUAGAAUUCAGGAUAGGUUUCAAGAUUUGUUUCCAGAUAGGAUUCAAGUACCUACAGAUUCCCCGAAUCCAAGAGAAGCACAGAGUGAAGAACUCCAAGAAAUACAAGAUGAGGUCAGGCGAUGAUCAGAUUCUGCUGAUGCCCAGGUACCCUCCAUAAACAUCAGUGGUAUCACUGGUGUGAUUUGUCAGUGAGAGUGAGGUUUGGCUGAUAUUCAUGGCCCAUUUAGUCAUUGCUACUAGAUGUCAUAAGGAGACCAUCUGGAACCAAAAGCCUCUUUCUAUUGACUGCUCUUCCAAAGUAGAUGUUUUAACUUUUUUUUUGCAAGCAUUUCAUUAUAUUUGGGGAGAUAUUUUUCCACUGGCUGAUUUUUUUAUUUUAUUUUAUUUUUUUUUACAUUUAUUAUGAUUUAUUUUUAAAUUGUUUUAUUAUUAUUAUUCUUAAAAGUGUUUAAUUUCUCUUUGGUACUUGUUAGUUGAGGGCUUGGGACUGUGCACAUUCUUGUGGUGUCAUCCAGUUGUCUCUGCCACUUCCAGUUAGUAUGGGAGUUAGUUGAGUUUCUGUAAUUUUGUUUGCACUCUUCUUUUUCUUUGCGUUGUUCAGACAGGCAGUAAAAAUCCAUAUGUGGUUUAAAAUCCAACUUAAAGUGAUGUUUUUGUAAUGCAAUGAAUAGUCUGUAGUUUUUAUUAUUUAUUUAUUUAUGUAUUAUUAUACUGGGCAUGAGGUAUAUGUAACAUCAUAUAAAGUGUUUGGCACAUGAGCAGAGGUAAAGUGUCCAGUUCUCUUUCAAAUCGGUCUCUUUGACGCUGGGUCAGUAGCUGACGCUAUGAGAACUCCACCCAUGAGUAGCAAUCACUGAUGACCAUAAAGAAUCACAAUUAUUUAUUCCUUAUUCCACAAUUAUUUACCAGAUGACACUUAAGCUCCACCCCAUAUGUGCGUAGCUUGACAACUCUGUCUAACCAGAGCCCAGCACCAUUUUAUUCAGAUUAUCUGUUUCCAGGGUUGCGAUUACAUCUUGUUAUUCUGCAAACAGACUCAACUUUGCUUUGUGUUCUCUGCAUGUUAUCAGGGGGUCAGAGAGAAUAUUAUAUAUAUAUACUGUAUAUAUAUUCCCAAAGCAUCAGUUACUGACACAGUAUCUCGUUCCCUUACUCUCAUUUCCAGGAGUUUUCUGUCUUAUAUUUCCACACUAAUCGCUACUCUCUGCUGUUGUUUUAGAGAAUCUUUUGGCAGCUAAAGCAAACAAUCUAAAUACAUUUCAUAUUGACUACACUAUCUAAACAGUUGAUCAGAUUUCAUUAGUUACAGCUGUGGUUUUGCUUGUUGGUUUUGAUAUUUUGCAUUUGUUAAUGUAAAAGUUAACUGCUUCUUAAAGUGCUUGGACAGGAAAAGGGGGAUGUCCACAACCUUACGGGCUAUAUUAUUCCUCUCUAACCCAUAACGUGAUCCAACAAAGGCUCUCAUAAGGUCAUAUUACACUAAAAUCCUGGGAAAGUACCUUCUGAAAAAGCUCCCUUUGUGUGUGUUGUCUGUAAAAAGAUCAUGUUAAGAUUGCAAAACCAUGCAUAAGAAACAUCCUGUUUUUUCUAUAAUUCCUAAUUUCCUAUCAUUUUAAUUUUAAUAAUUUUCUGUUUAAAAGCAAUAUGUACAGCUUCACUUCUGGUCUGUUCAGAGUUAUUCAUUAGCCUGAUAUCAUACAGUGUGUCAACAUCUUUCAGUUGGAUUACAAAGAGGGAGUGGGUGCAUGACAUGUUUAUCUGUUAACCGUCAGGGAGGGGAAACCGUUGGCAUUAGUUCUCUUUUCUAUCUCUCUCUCUCUCUCUUUCUUUACUAUUUUGAAAGAACACAGCUUUUUCAGAGCCAGAAAUAUUUUCUUGCUGUUUUUAGUUCAAUUUGAUUCACACAGUUUGUUAAUGGUUAUAUUUAGCUUUUAUUUUUAGCUAAAGUGUGUCAUUUCUGCCCAACUGGCACAGUUUUUGAGGACAUCAACCUUCGAAUGGCUCACUUAAUAGCUGAGCUGGGAUUGGACUGCUUCAGCUUUAAUUAUAAACAGUGACCCCAAAAAGUAUUUGGAAAGCACAUUUAAAAAUGGUAUUUAUUUACAAAAAUUUAUAACUUUUUUAAGGAACUAAAUUUGCUAUUUUUGUAUUUAAAGGCUAGGUCACAUUUACCUUUGAUAGUUAUCGCAUUAAUAAUGAACAUGUUCCACUAACGUUUCAUAACAUGAAGUGCAGAAAUUCAAGAAGAUACAUAGAUUAAUGUACCAGUCAAUAGUCGUUCUUAUGUUCUGUGUCACUUUUUCUAAAAACAGCGCAACUUCACCUUGUGGGGUUGCGAGAUUGGUGCUAUAAAGACUUUGGAAAAAAUGGUACUAUAAAAACUUAUACAUUUUCUUUAAUGUCAAAUGUGUGUGCGUAUAGUUUUUCUCAUUUCCUUAGAAGGAAAUCUAACCAGCAUAUGUAUAAUUAAGAUACUAAAGGCACGAUCUGUCUUGGGUGCCAUGCGAGGGUCAGACAUGUGAACGGCGAGCUCUGCGCACUUUGCUAGUUUUUAAUACUUGUGUCAUAAACUGGUGAGAUUCUAUACACCCUGUUCCAUAACUGUUCUAUGAGGACAAUAUGUCAAAGAAUUCAAAAUCCUCAGGCUCUGGAGACAUUGAAGGACACUUACGUGCUCAAGCUGAUACCCCUGACAAGACCGCAGACCGGGGACUUGAUUUGGAUGGUGCGGUGGGAGAGAUUCAGCAUCAACUGUCGAGCAUGUCAGCAAUGCUUGGCGAAGGUUUUUGCUGACUUGGAGGAUCUUGCUUUAAUACGUCCAUUGAUCACUGCCAUGGAGACAAAAUUCUGGAGUUUGUUUUAUAGAUUUUCUUCCAUUAUGUAAUUCUGUCUCACAACAUUUGCAUAGAGUCACCGGACUUGAGCAAUCUGAUGGCAAAGUUAUCACAGGGACUCUCGUAGGCUUACAUGGACUGUUUGAGUUUAGAGCGAUGGACGCCAGUUGGCCCUGUCAUGCAAAGGGUUAACGCGCACAUUUUUCUUUUUUCUGUUUGUUGGGGGGGAGUUCGGGGUUGGACUGUUGCACUAAUGUUGGAGUGUGGUCUUUAUAAUUUUAUUUUUGACACAAUCUAUUUUUUCUAAUAUGUCAAAAUGUCAAAUUCAUCUGUGUAGUUAAAAAAUGAGUUUUAACGACUUCAUGACAUAACCUAAGUGUAUGUAAACUUGUGACUUCAACUGUAGUUUAAAUGUUACCUUUGUUCUUUUUAACAUAUCUUUAUGGCAAACCGGCUGUUUGUUUUUCAUUGUCAAUGUCUUAGUCUUAGCAAUGUAAUUAUAAAGAGUGAGCAAUACUCUACGCUGUACUACCUGAAGAUUUUUGGGCUUUAAAGCUUUAAGCUUUUUAAGCUUUAAAGUGAGGCAAUAUCUACUGCCAUUGCAUAGAAAUCAGUGAUUGAAACAUUCUUUCAUUCGUUUUUCAUAAAAAAAAAAUCACAUGGGUUGGACCGACAUGAGGGUGAGUAAAUAAUGAUAUAUUUUAAAUUUUUGGGUGAAUUAUUCUUUUAUGUUUAAGACUACACAAACAACAUUACCCAUUGCUAAAAGUCCUAGAUUUUUUCUGCUUACACUUGGUAUUUUCUGAAGUACUACUAAAAAUUUAGAAUUUAAAUAAUUUUACAUUGGCACCUUCAGUUUAGAGCUCAUGUGUGAACACAACCCUUUUGAAAAUACAGGUAAAUUUUGCUCUGGAAAUUUUCCUUAAUGCGAAGUUGUAUUAUUUCCUAUAAAUUUCCUUAUUGAUGGUAUGUGCGAACAGCACAUUUGGUACAUUUACCAGUAAAGACAACCCAACGAUUUUCCUGUAAUUUACCUGGUUGCAUGUGUUUCAGGCUGGACAGGUUGUUCAAACAAACAGAGCAGUGUUUUGAUAGCACCAGAGUUAACACUCUUAGGUGAAAUCCACAUAUGAAUGGCUUAAUUACAGUUAAGCAUGCAUAUUAAGUUGGGCAAGAAUGUUCACAUAAAAAAUAGUAAUACAUCACCUUUAAAAUGAGUGAAAUCAAACUUGUAAAAUGGAAUUAUUGAAUAAACAUUAAAAGAA
Molecule: messenger RNA, 5366 nt
Organism: Myxocyprinus asiaticus (Chinese sucker)
Lineage: Eukaryota; Metazoa; Chordata; Actinopteri; Cypriniformes; Catostomidae
Product: nectin-3-like
Exons: 9
Coding region: 182-1390 (402 amino acids)
Biological process (GO): heterophilic cell-cell adhesion; homophilic cell-cell adhesion
Cellular component (GO): adherens junction
Source: RefSeq, a predicted model, not a curated record